Eimeria mitis is the source of this 705-nucleotide messenger RNA. RefSeq lists its product as uncharacterized. The record is from RefSeq and is a predicted model, not a curated record. NCBI's taxonomy places the organism in Eukaryota, Apicomplexa, Conoidasida, Eucoccidiorida, Eimeriidae.
AUGCUGCAGACUACGGGGGAGGCUGUUGUUGCUGCAGCGGGAGCAGCCGAUGCAGCAGAUGCUGAAUCGCAGCAACACCAGCGCCCCCGAGGUGAAGCAACUGCAACAUUGAAGACACACUCGAACAGUUUGAUCCUUGCUGCUGCUGCUGUCGCCCGGUGCCUGAAGCAUCGCAACAGCAGUGCCCCGCAGGUGCGUUGGGGUGUCCUCGCUCUACUUGCUCGGCUGUAUGACUCAGCUGCACUUUUCUUUUCGCGGUGCAGCGGCCUUCCAGUAGCAGCAAGUGCGACGGGGACCUUAACUACAGAGCAGGUGCUGGUGCUGCUCCAGUGCCAUUUGCUUCUCGUAGAGGGUUGUAAGCAGCGGCAGCUGUCCGAAGGUGCAGGGCCAGCAGUUGUUGCCUCUUUUGGGGUCAGCAUGCCGCAGACAGCAGCAGCUGCUGCUGCAGCUGCAGCAACAGCGACGCGCUCCCCAGCUGCUGAGCAGUUACUGCGAGAUAUUCAAAGGGUGCUGCAGCUGCAGCAACAGCGACGCGCUCCCCAGCUGCUGAGCAGUUACUGCGAGAUAUUCAAAGGGGCCUUCGCUCCUGCAGUCUGCGAACAGAGUCGCUCGAAGUUCUUGGAGCCGCCACACACCUCCUUGGCAGGAUUCAGAGUCUCACUGAACAGGGUCAGCAGCUCAACGACACCCGCCGCGGCAGAAUAA